AUGCCGACACAUCACGAGCGGGAGCCCCGUUACUCCCCCCCCUGGACCGUCGGGGGUGAUCGCGGUCCAUACCAGGGAGGCGAACCUGGUACAGAGAGAGUGCAAGGGGGAACAGCGCCGACAUGCAUGCUACACGACGCGACACCCAAAAUGGCGGAUGUCUCAUGUCUCCCCGAGCCUAUAGACCCACAACUAGAGGUCCUACAUAGGCUGGAAGCAAUCUUUGCCAACUUCUGGCACAAACUGGAGGCCAGAACGCAACCGCUCAUCUCAACACAGGCAAACAGCUUCCCUGCGAAGACACUGCCUCCAACCAGAAAGAAGGCUCAGCAGGGCAUAAUUAACACGGCAGGCAAAGCUACAACGACCCCAGCGCAAAAGGGCGAAAACAGACAGGAGACACCACAACAGACGCAGGGCACAGCGGAGAGUCAAAACCCGCCAGGCCCGUUCAUCCUUCCCGACAACGCCGAGGUACAGAUCACUGCAGAAUCCAGCCCCACGGCGGACACGAGCCCGAGAAGCAAACAGGUCACCUCAUCUGACACUCGGACACAGAAGCCCACACCGCCCCGCCGAGACGCAGAAAAGCAGGAUACUCAGGAGAGCUCUCAAGGACUGCGUCUGGCACCCAGAGGGGAUCGGAUAAGCAUGGGCAGCGGAAUAGGGUCUGCCGAGCAUAGCUCGUUACAGCAGGACUUCUUUACACACCCUGCACACCAACUAAACUUAAAGUACCAAUCUUUGAGCUAA
Molecule: messenger RNA, 753 nt
Organism: Pelobates cultripes (western spadefoot toad)
Lineage: Eukaryota; Metazoa; Chordata; Amphibia; Anura; Pelobatidae
Source: the annotation of a GenBank genome assembly